GGUGCCCCGCGCCGCCGCCGCCACCGCCGUGACCAAGAUGGCCGGGAGUAAGUUCGGGACUCGCCGCCUUCCUCAAGAAUGCCUGGGCCAAGGAGCCGGUGCUGGUCGCGUCCUUCACCAUCGCGGGCCUCGGUGCGUGAGCGCGAACGUGCAUCCCAACCGGCGUCCCCGCUUUACCUUCCCCACCCGCCCCAAAGCUAUAGUCCUGCCCAUCGUCAGCCCCUACACCAAGUAUGCUGCCAUGAUCAACAAGGUCACACCCUACACCUACCCAGUGCCCGUCCGAGAUGAUGGGAACAUGCCCGACGUGCCCAGCCACCCCCAGGACCCCCAGGGCCCAAGCCUGGAGUGGCUGAAGAAACUGUGAACACCUCUACUGACCAGAAGGACAUCCCCUCCCCUAUGGCCCCCAAUAAAGAUGUGAAAACCGA
Messenger RNA from Artibeus jamaicensis (Jamaican fruit-eating bat), 431 nucleotides. RefSeq names its product NADH:ubiquinone oxidoreductase subunit A3 (gene NDUFA3). Bases 38 to 367 code for a protein of 109 amino acids. Lineage: Eukaryota; Metazoa; Chordata; Mammalia; Chiroptera; Phyllostomidae. Gene Ontology annotation, cellular component: mitochondrial inner membrane. The transcript is spliced from 4 exons. The record is from RefSeq and is a predicted model, not a curated record.